UCUCUCUCUUCCCCUGUUUUUAUUCUCCUAUUUAAACAAGUAUCCUUCUCCUCUGUUCUUAAAGCAAUCUUAAAUCUCUUCCUUCUCUCAUAAGAAAUACAGAUCAAGAAAGAAAGAAUCCAUCCAUGGCGUUGUUGAAGGUUUCAAGUACAGACGAUCUUCAGAAUCAUCAUCAUCACGACGAUGAAAAUGUUCUUCAAAAGCAUGUUGCGUUCUUCGAUCGCAACCAUGACGGUGUUAUUUAUCCAUGGGAAACCUUCCAAGGAUUACGAGCUAUUGGCGCCGGUAUUUUACUUUCCUCCUUCGCCGCCGUUUUCAUCAACGCCGGCCUCAGUCGGAAAACUCGACCUGGAAAAUUUCCGUCUCUCCUAUUUCCUAUAGAGAUAAAGAACAUAGAGAAAGCCAAACAUACAAGUGAUUCUGGUGUAUACGACACUGAAGGAAGGUUUGUGGCAACAAGGUUUGAGGAGAUGUUCAACCAGCACGCCCUAACAUAUCCCGACGCGUUAACUGGCGAUGAAUUGAAAGCAUUAUUGCAUGCGAAUAGGGUUCCCAAAGACUAUCUUGGAUGGGUUGCGGCUUAUGCGGAGUGGAAGGUUUUGUACAUUCUGGGGAAGGAUGAGAAUGGAUUAUUGAAGAAAGAUUCUGUAAGAGGUGUAUAUGAUGGAAGUCUCUUUCAGAAUAUGGAAGAAGGGAUCAGAAAGAAGAAGGAAAAGAUGAAUUCUUAAAUUGCCAAAUUGCCAAAUUGCUCUGCCUUUAUUGUUUAAAUAUAUAUAUAAUCCACAUUUAGAGGAUUGUUUAAGUAACUUAUAGAAUUGAUGUGUUAUUUGUAUACAUUGUGAAUUAUUAUUGCUAAUAAUUGUUGAUUUGUUUGUAUGAAAAUGUGAAGAAUCAAAUAUAUUGUGAAGUAUUUUCUUUUAU
Messenger RNA from Impatiens glandulifera, 921 nucleotides. RefSeq names its product probable peroxygenase 4. NCBI's taxonomy places the organism in Eukaryota, Viridiplantae, Streptophyta, Magnoliopsida, Ericales, Balsaminaceae. The record is from RefSeq and is a predicted model, not a curated record. Gene Ontology annotation, molecular function: calcium ion binding; monooxygenase activity. Bases 126 to 728 code for a protein of 200 amino acids. The transcript is spliced from 5 exons.